AUGGCGCUGCCCGGCUUUACACUCAUGCGGCUCCGUGCGUUGUGCAACCUUGGAAGUAAAACGUUUGAAAUUGGGAACCGGGUGGGAAUAAAUUGUACCUGGGCCAGUCGACACAGUACCAAAGUCGGUCCAGUUGGUACACUUGAAGGAACAGCCGAAACAACAAAAGGUCAUCCUAGCCUGCUGAAUGAGUUCCCAGAACCAAAAGAUCUUCUCUACCGUACCUUGGCCCGUUCUCUAGGGCUGUCCGAUCCUUCUCAUCUCAUCCAGUACAACUGCACCGAUGGAGAGGUCAAGAGGGCCACUGUGACGGUGAUGUGGCCUCAAAAGAUCGAGACUGUGGGUUUUGGCUCCAGGAAGAUUUUAGCAGAGCGCCAUGCUGCAGCGGCAGCUUGUCAGAAACUGAAGGAACUGGGUGUCUUGGAAGCAGAUAACCUUCCCAGAAGGAAAAAGGGCAGAGGACGAGCUUCACCUGCAUCUGUGUGGCAGGAUGAGGAUGAGGAGUGUGAAGUCCCGCUGUACAAAAGUACAUUUCUCAGCAGACCACAGAGCAGGACGAAGAGGCUUAUUCCUGUUUCUAAGAUACCAGAAGAUGAUCCAAGAGUUCAGGAAGCUCGGUCAAUAUUCUCUCAGCCAAAAGCUCUCCUUUGGAGGGUCAUUCAGAUGGCUGUGUCGCCUAACAAAGUCAGAGAAACUGUUCAAUACCGCACAGUGGGCAGGAAGUUUAAGACCUGUGAACUAACCCUGCACUGGCCCGAGAAGGUGACAUUUGAGGCUUUUGGGCGUAACAAAUUGGAAGCAGAAAAGAAAGCCUCUGCUCUGGCUUGUCUCAGACUAAAGGAACUGGAGUUGCUUGAUGAGAACAAUGAGCCUCUCACCCACGCCCAGUACCAUAAGGAAGAGGUGCGAGAGGCAGGGAAAAGGAUGCGGCAGCCCUGUAGCCUCGUCAUCCCUGAGGAGCUGGAGGACAAGAUGAGACGGUACCUCACUCAGUACCCCAUUGAGGCUGAGAUGCAGAAACUCUGGGCUGAGGAAGAUCAGCAAGCCGCAAGCCAUCAGGCCUACGAGGAAGAUGAUGAAGCGGAAGAGGAAGCUGUCAUAGACACCAUCACAGGUCAGCCUUACCGCCCCCUUGCUCCUGCCCAGGAGCAACGUCUGAGUGACAGGCUGUUGAACCAAUGGGAGAGCGCCAAUCCCGGCCUGGGCGUGAGCCUGCCCGUGGACGCUCACCGUGAGCGGGUGGUGUCGGUGGUGGAAGGGGCGCGCGUGGUGGUGCUGGCAGGGGAGACGGGGUGCGGGAAGACCACACGUGUGCCACGCUUCCUGUUGGAGGGCCGCAUUCGGGCUGGUGAGGGCGCAGGGUGCAACAUCCUGGUCACGCAGCCACGACGAAUCAGUGCUGUGUCCGUGGCCCAGCGGGUCGCCCAGGAAAUGGGCCCAGCUCUCAAACCCAGUGUGGGCUACCAGGUGCGUUUGGAGUCGCGUCCGCCGGAGCGGAGUGGCGGGGCGCUGCUCUUCCUGACUGUGGGUGUGCUGCUGCGCAAGCUCCAGAGCAACCCCACGCUGCGCGGGGUCAGUCACGUGGUGGUGGACGAGGUGCACGAGCGCGACGUCAACACCGACCUGCUGCUGGCACUGCUGCGCGCGGUGCUGCCCCAGAACCCCCACUUGCGCCUGGUGCUCAUGAGCGCCACAGGAGACACGCAGCGGCUGGUGCAGUACUUCGGCGGCUGCCCCGUGGUGCACGUGCCCGGGUUCAUGCACCCGGUGCGGGAGCGCUACCUGGAGGAGGUGCUGAGGGAGAUGGGCCGCCAGCCGCAGCAGCAGCAAGCUGUCCAGCAGAGCAGGGCACGAAGAGGGGAUGACGACGAUGAUGCUACCCCAGAUCUCAAUCUGGUUGCUAAUGUCAUCAACCACAUUCACAAAACAGGGGAUCCAGGUGCAGUCUUGUGUUUCCUGCCUGGCUGGCAGGACAUUAAAGCUGUGCAGCAGAAGCUGGAGGAGAGUCCGUCGUUCCGAUCAGGCUCUCAGAUGAUCUUACCAUUGCACUCCAGCAUGUCUGUGGCAGACCAGCAGGCUGUGUUUCAGCGCCCCCCAGAGGGGCAGCGCAAGAUUGUCCUGGCCACCAACAUUGCAGAGACGUCCAUUACCAUCGAUGAUAUUGUUCACGUGGUGGAUGUCGGCUCUCAGAAGGAGCAGAGCUAUGACCCCAAGACAAAGGUUUCCUGUCUGGACACAGUCUGGGUGUCGCGGUCUAAUGUCACCCAGCGUAAAGGCAGGGCGGGCAGGUGCCAACCCGGGCAUUCUUACCACCUGUUCCCCCGCGAACGCCUGGACUCUAUGACAACGUUCCCCAUCCCAGAGAUCCUGCGCACCCCUCUGGAGAGUCUGGUGCUACAGGCCAAGAUUCACAGCCCACAGAGCAAGGCAGUAGAGUUCUUAUCACAGGUGCUGGAUUCUCCAGAUCGGACAGCCAUUAAGGAAGCUGUGAGGAUUUUGCAGGAAAUUGGCGUGCUGGACAAAUUGGAGAGUCUGACCCCUCUGGGCGAGCGGGUGGCCUGCAUGUCGUGUGACCCACGCCUUGGGAAGGUUCUGGUGCUGUCCGCUCUCUUCCGCUGCACCUCCCCCCUCAUCUCGGUGGCUGCGUGCCUGACCAGAGACCCCUUCUACAACAGUAUGGAGAACAGAGCCCUCAUCCACGAGGCCAAAGAGGAACUGGGAGGCUCCAGCUGCAGUGACUUCCUGGUGUUCAGUCGUGCUGUGCAGGGCUGGAGGGAGGAGCAGGACCGGGACUGCAGGAAUGAGUAUCUGAAUAAGUACACUCUGUCUGGGGCCAGUCUGCGCUUCAUCCAGGGCCUGGCUCGUCAGUUCAGUGUGAACCUCUGUGAGGCUGAGCUGGUCUCCAACCCCAAUGACUGCCUCCGUCCCUCCUCCACCUACAACCAGUUCAGCCAAGAGGACGAGCUGCUCAAAGCCGUGCUGAUGGCUGGUCUCUACCCAAACCUCAUACAGGUGAAGAGAGGUGUUGUGAACAAAGGUAGAUUUCGGCCUGACGGCAUCUCUUUCCGCACUCAGACUGGGCCCGUGAUAAUGCACCGGUCUACCAUCAACAGAGGUAAAACCCAGCUUCCCAGCCGUUGGAUGACAUUCUUCAGUGCAGUCCAGUCAAACGGUCAGGUGUUCAUCAGGGACUCCUCCUCAGUCCAUCCACUAGCCCUGCUCCUGAUGACCGACUGUGACCUCACAGAGAGAGUUUCUGGUGACCAUGUUGAGGUAGCCCUGCCUGGACGGUCUCUCGUGCGCUGGGAGCUGUCCACAGAGACGUGGAACCUGCUGUGGGAGUUGCGCACAUCCCUACAGGCCAUGUUCCAUCGGAACCUGCGUCCCCACGCCGGGACCGACAGCCCUCAGGACACGGAGCUCAUCUCCCUCUUGGUGGACCUUCUGAACCACACGGACCAGCAGGGGGAGGAUGGACACAGUGAUGCGGAGUGACCGCUCCUCAGACCUGCUGCUCUCAGUUCAUCUAAACGCUUCUCGUCUCUAGUCUCUUGUUUACUCAACGCACAACGAAGGACACUCAGAUGCCGCACCAAGCUCAUUUGAAAUCAAGCUUAAUGGUGCACAUACAGACUUAUGAUUAUCGAGAUGACCGUAUUUGGUUGGUGAGGCCUUUUCCUUUAAUUUCAGUUGCUCUGGAUACAGCAUCACAUACAGGAUAUUUUGCUCUGAUCAGGCUCUAACUUUACACCCAAAAUGAAUCACAACUCAUAUAACAAAGAAUGUAUUUCAGUGGUAGGGGUCAUCUUUUAUUUUGUUUCAAUUGUUACAUGGAAAAUGUCCUGUAUGGCCUGUUGUUCGAACUGUGUAUUUUGCCUUAUGGUAAAAGUGAAAUGGUUGAUGUGGCUAAAUCUUCUUUUUUAAGAGUGUCAAGUAACAUAAAAUACAAUGGUUUUGCCAUA
This is a messenger RNA of Alosa sapidissima (American shad), 3962 nucleotides long. RefSeq names its product DEAH (Asp-Glu-Ala-His) box helicase 30 (gene dhx30). The coding region runs from base 1 to 3495 and encodes 1164 amino acids. Gene Ontology annotation, molecular function: DNA helicase activity; G-quadruplex RNA binding; ATP binding. NCBI's taxonomy places the organism in Eukaryota, Metazoa, Chordata, Actinopteri, Clupeiformes, Clupeidae. Gene Ontology annotation, cellular component: intracellular anatomical structure; cytoplasm; nucleus. The record is from RefSeq and is a predicted model, not a curated record. The transcript has 20 exons.